Messenger RNA from Owenia fusiformis, 2162 nucleotides. Lineage: Eukaryota; Metazoa; Annelida; Polychaeta; Sabellida; Oweniidae. The record is from the annotation of a GenBank genome assembly.
AAUUGACUUAGGUGGACGCAUGGUGAGCGCAGUGUUCAGUCCAAAGUGAACAUGUUGGGGAGAUCCUAGUUUGAUGAGUUUGUAAAAACAGUUACUGGCCGGGGGCUUUUUACGGUCAGCGAAGUGUGUAGGCUUAUCUUUUAUAACGCAACCAAAUUAACCAUUUUUGAGGCAGGACGCCCUUGUAUUGCUUUAGGAGGAUAAGAUGCUUAGCCAUAUCUUUCUCACCACUGUGCUUACGUUUUGUAGUGUAGCAUCAGGUUUUAACAUAACAGUAAUUCAUACAAAUGACGUUCAUGCCAGAAUAGACGAGUCGAACAAAUAUGGCGGGCCAUGCUCGCAGGGGGACAAAGAUGAAGAUAAAUGUUUUGGAGGCGUUGCUCGCCGUUUUACAGCAGUAAAAGACAUUCGAGAUAAACAUGACAAUGUUAUAUUUCUUGACGCCGGUGAUCAGUUUCAAGGGACAAUCUGGUUUUCUACUUUUGAGGGCCGUGCAACAUCGAGGUUUAUGAAUGAAAUGCGAUAUGACGCCAUGGCUUUAGGGAACCAUGAAUUUGACAACCAUCUUGAAGGCUUGAUCCCAUUCAUCAAUAACGUCACAUUCCCCAUCCUCGCUGCUAACAUUGACGCCUCUGAUGAACCGACAUUCCAAGGUCUCGUGGAGAAGUCCACAGUCUUGACGGUGGCUGGAGAGAAGAUAGGAGUAGUAGGGUAUCUGACAUCUGAGAUGCCUGCACUGUCUCAACGGUUUGGAAAGCUGAAAUUCUUGGAUGAAGUGUCGACAAUUCAGGCAGAGGUCGACAGACUGACAGCUCAGGGAAUCAACAAGAUUAUAGCACUCGGUCAUUCUGGAUAUAAAACAGAUAAAGAGAUAGCCAAGCAAGUUACUGGUGUCGAUUUGGUGAUUGGAGGGCACACAAAUAAUUUCUUAUUUAAUGGGCCAUUGUUGACUAGUGGACCGGAAGUAAUUGAGGGCCCUUACCCGACAGUAGUUACGCAAGCAUCCGGAAAUCAGGUCGUCGUAGUCCAGGAUUAUUUCUAUGGAAAAUACCUUGGGUAUCUUAAUCUUGAGUUUAAUGAUGAGGGAAUUGUGACGUCAUACAGUGGAAACCCAAUUUUGCUGAAUGGAUCAAUUGCAAGAGAUCCGACAAUCCAAGGAGAAAUGGUUGAAUACCUGCGGGUUCUAGACGAUAUCAAGACCAACAAACUCGCAUACUCCAAUGUAUUCUUAAAUGGCGAAAGGCCUCUUUGCGGAAAAAGGGAGUGUAACCUAGGCAACCUAAUUGCAGAUUCUUUAAUGGAUUAUUUCAUAGCAGAUCGAAAGGAAUCAGAUCUCAACUGGAAUGGCAACAACGUAUCUCUGGCUCUACAUAAUACUGGUGGCAUGCGAGCUUCCAUUGAUGCCGGGGAUGUUACAAUGGAAAACGUUCUUGCGCUGAUGCCGUUCGGGAAUCUCAUUGACAUGGUUGCUUUAAAAGGAGCUAUCCUAAGGAAAGCGUUUGAGCGCUCAGUGGGGAGAUAUCCCGAAGUUGCUACUGAAUUUCUCCAAGUAUCAGGAAUCCAUGUGGUGUAUGACGUCUCUAAACCCCCUGGAAGUCGCGUGGAGACCUUAGAAGUGCUAUGUACGGAGUGCAAGGAGCCUAUGUUGGAACCAGUUGACGACAACAAAAUCUACAAUGUUAUUAUGCCAGCAUAUGUUGCCAAUGGCGGUGAUGGAUACUUUGUUAUAAGAGAUAAUAAACUGGAUCAUCGUAAUUUGGGCAUUCUGGACACUGAUGUCUUCAUCGCCUACAUCAAAAAGCGUUCGCCUCUCUAUCCAAGCACAAAUAAGAGAAUCGUUAUUAAAGAUGGUUCCAAAGGACCCAUCAGCUCGGCUAUGAGUUCAUCGAUAUCUGUCGCUGCCCUAUUAAUAAGUGCCUUCUUCGUAAAUCUGCUUUUCUGACACAUUUGACACUCUUACCAUUUUGUAAUAGCGAGUCAUUAAUAUGACCGCACGGGACAUUAAGCAGGUGACGUCAAAUAUGGCUAUCAUUGGAAAGCUACCAUUGGAGAUAUACCCAUGAACUCUCUGAACGGUUUUUAUUUCUAAUAACAUAUUUUUAAAAAAUAUCAAAGAUUUUCCACAACAUUUGUACUAAAUAAAUCUAACUAGAAUAUUUUGC